Messenger RNA from Spodoptera littoralis (African cotton leafworm), 855 nucleotides. Lineage: Eukaryota; Metazoa; Arthropoda; Insecta; Lepidoptera; Noctuidae. The record is from the annotation of a GenBank genome assembly.
AUGAAAGCCCUGAGAAGUAUGUGUGGAGUAAAAUUGAGUGACCGAGUGAAGAAUAGUAUUAUUAGAGAAAGGUGUGGAUUCAAAGAUGAUGUAGUGAUAAGGAUUGAAAAGGGAAUAUUACGCUGGUUUGGACAUGUAGAAAGGAUGGAUGAAAGUAGAGUAACGAAAGAAGUAUACAGAGCGGAUAUAAAUGGGGCCGUCGGUAGAGGGCGCCCUAGACAAACAUAUACUGACCAGAUUGGCGAUAUAUUAAAUAAGGGCCAAAUUAAAAGUACCCUUAACCGACGAGCAUGCUUGACAAGAUUGAUGACUAUUGGUGAAGCGAAAGAGAUGCAAGCCGUCAAGGCAGGUAGCCCGUUGCCGGAGGAAAUGUCGUUGGCGGUGGACAGCAAGCUGAUCGUGGGCAUACCCCGCGUCGCUACCACCACCAAGGACAAUGCUCCUGUCCACAUCGACGUCGGUGGCACCAUCUAUACUUCGUGUCUAGAAACGUUGACUUCAUAUCCGGACUCCAGAUUGAGCAAGAUGUUCAACGGGACGAUUCCAAUAGUCCUGGACACUCUGAAGCAGCAUUACUUCAUCGACCGUGAUGGUGGCAUGUUCCGCCAUAUCCUCAACUUCAUGCGCUACAAAAAGCUGUUGCUGCCAUCUAACUUCCAAUACUUGGACCUGCUGAUCCAUGAGGCGCAGUUCUUCGAGCUGGACACCAUGGUGUAUGCGCUGACGAAGGUGAAGGUAGAAAGGGAAGGCAUAAAGCAGGACAGGGAGUGGCUGAGUGAAGCUACUGAACGUCUGAGGAAGGAAACUGAGAUGUUGAUGCACGAACGUGACCGUCUGCAACAUCGCUGGUCUUAA